Molecule: messenger RNA, 1457 nt
Organism: Tetranychus urticae (two-spotted spider mite)
Lineage: Eukaryota; Metazoa; Arthropoda; Arachnida; Trombidiformes; Tetranychidae
Product: mitochondrial glycine transporter
Biological process (GO): glycine import into mitochondrion
Cellular component (GO): mitochondrial inner membrane; mitochondrion
Molecular function (GO): glycine transmembrane transporter activity
Source: RefSeq, a predicted model, not a curated record
AGGCAGUUAAAAACACUGCUAGGCAUUUCUGGUGUCUAUCUAGUUUUGAUUAUACGUAUCAAAGGUGUGAUUUGUGAUUAUAAUCAGUGAAUUGAUUGUACAUCUUGAUUAUUAGACUAUUAUUGAGUUGUAGCUUACAAGCGGUGGUCUAAUUGAUUGUCAUCUCAGUGGGAUGAAACAAUUAAUGAUAAUGUUUAAUCAUCACUUUUUUCUUGCUUUCACUCAUUCUUUAUUAUCCUCUUGGUUGCUACUUUGUUUCCUAAAGAUAAUUAAUUUGUUAACUUUCGACUGUUACUAACUGUUGUUUUAUUUCAUCUAUCAUCUCACUUGUUAAUUAAUUUAAUAUGUCACCUAAUUCAACCAAAUUAACUGAAUAUCUCCAACAGAACCCGAUUGCCCGGUCGUUCAUCAUUGGUUCCUUCAGUUCAUCAUGUUCAACAUUGUUAUUUCAACCUUUGGAUCUACUUAAAACUCGUAUGCAAAAUAUUGAAUAUUUAGCCAAUUCUUCUUCACCAGUUGCUAUGCAUAGGAUGAGAAUGGUAUCAACUUUUACUGAUGUGGUUCGAACUGAAAGUAUCAUUGGAUUAUGGAAAGGAACUGUUCCGUCUCUUUUACGUUGUAUUCCCGGAGUUGGACUUUAUUUUGCCUCACUCCAUCAACUUCAAACCCUAAUCACUGGUGCCAAUCAGAAACCAUCAGCAUCUCAAGCCAUGCUUAUUGGACUUUCUGCACGUUCAUUAUCAGCAUCGAUUUUACUUCCCGUUACCGUGAUUAAAACUCAUUAUGAAAGUGGAAAUUUCUCAUAUAAUAGUAUUCCAAAUGCAUUUAAAUUAAUUUACCACCGACAUGGUUUCCGUGGACUCUAUUCCGGAGCCUUUCCAACCAUAUUAAGAGAUGCUCCUUAUUCUGGAAUCUAUUAUAUGUUUUACAGUCAACUUAAAAAUAUUACAACUUCAGAUCAUGAUGACAAGCGACAACCCAGUCUGAAGACGUUCAUAAAUUUUACUUGUAGCCUUAUUUCAGGUAUUUUUGCUUCCAUUAUUACCCAUCCAGCUGAUGUUGUAAAGACCAAAAUGCAACUUGAUCCAAAAGGAUUUCCUGAAUUAAGUUCAUCGGUUGCAAUAAUAUUUAAAGAUAAAGGAUCAAUUGGUUUCUUUAUUGGGUUAACUCCACGAUUAAUGAGAAGAGCUUUAAUGACUGCUUUUACAUGGACUAUUUUUGAACACUGUAUUCGUACGUUAGGAGUCAAAUAAUGUGUUCAACUUCCUAGGAAUAUAUUCAUUUUUAUCAUGUUAUCUUGUUAUCUUGUUAUCAUCUUCAUACCAAUCUCCUCCUCCAAAAACUUGACCUUUUAUUUAUUUGCCUAUUUCUUUUGUUAUUUAUAUGCAUUUAUUUAUUUGUCAUCAUUCACGUUCAAGCAUUCAAGAUGCAAAUUAAAGCCAAAAUCUUAUUGAUUA